AUAAAGAAUAUGCCUUUGUCACAAAACCCAAUGAGAUACGGCCACACAGAAGGUCACACAGAUGUGUGCUUUGAUGACAUUGGGAGCUGCAUUGUAACUUGCGGCAGUGAUGGAGAUGUCAGGAUUUGGGAAGGUCUGGAUGACAAUGACCCCAAGUCAAUUAACGUGGGAGAAAAGGCCUACUCGUUUGCUCUCAAGAAUGGAAAAUUGAUUACGGCAGUCUCUAACAAUACUGUCCAGAUCCAUACAUUCCCAGAGGGUGCUCCAGAUGGUAUCCUGACACGCUUCACAAUGAAUGCAAACCAUGUAGUUUUCAGUGCUGAUGGGACCAAAGUAGCUGCUGGAUCCAGUGACUUCCUGGUGAAGAUUGUGGAAGUAACUGACAGCAGCCAGCAAAAGACAUUUCGAGGACAUGACGCGCCUGUUUUAAGUGUGUCAUUCGACCCAAAGAACACUUUUCUGGCAUCAGCAAGCUGUGACGGGUCGGUCAGAGUGUGGAAAAUUUCAGAGCAGAGUUGUGAGACAAACUGGCCAUUGCUGCAGAAGUGUAAUGAUGUGGUGAAUGCAAAAACAAUAUGUAGACACGCAUGGCAACCCAAAACAGGAAAGUUGCUUGCUGUUCCAGUAGAGAAAGUGGUUAAACUAUACAGACGAGAAACCUGGGAUCAUCAACUAGAUCUGUUGGAUGAGUCCGUCACACAGCCCUUCAAUGUUGUAGCCUGGUCUCCGUGUGGACAGUAUCUGGCAGCAGGAAGUGUUGGUGGCUGGAUAGUCAUUUGGAAUGUGGACACCCAGGAGUGCUUGGAGAGGGUGAAGCAUGACAAAGGUUAUACCAUCUGUGGUCUGGCUUGGCACCCAAAAGACAGGCAGGUUGCUUAUACGGACAUGGAAGGCAAUCUGGGACUACUUGAGAAUGUCUGUGAUGUAGAUGGAAAGAAAUCAAACUGCAAGGCAUCUGCUCCUGGUGUCAAAGAUUACGACGAACUUUUUGAUGAGGAUGGCACCGAGGACUUCCUGAACGGAGACUUGGUUGGGGACGACUGGGGUUCCAAAGCAGCGAGGAACGAUGAAGAUGACGACGAUGACGACCCCAUGAUGGCAUCGGGCCGUCCCAGGAACCGAGGGGCAAUAAUAGAGGAUGAUGAGAACUCCCUAGAUACUGGAUUGCUGAAAGCUAACUCUGCCCUUGAUAAGGAGGAACAAGAGGAUGACCAGGAAAGCCUUGCCCCGCUGCUGCCACUGUCAUCAACCCAGAGGCCUUUCUACGAUGGGCCAGUGCCAACUCCUCGGCAAAAGCCCUUCCAGACUGGCUCCACUCCGGUUCAUCUCACUCACCGCUUCAUGGUGUGGAACUCUAUUGGUAUUAUUCGCUGCUAUAAUGAUGAGCAGGACAAUGCCAUUGAUGUGGAAUUCCAUGACACGGCCAUCCAUCACGCAAUUCACUUGCCAAAUUCUUUGAAUCACACAAUGGCAGACCUUUCCAGUGAAGCUAUUUUGCUAGCCUGCGAGAGCACAGAGGAGCUAGCGAGCAAGCUUCACUGCAUACAUUUUAACUCUUGGGAUUCCAACAAGGAGUGGACAGUUGACAUGCUGCGGAAUGAAGAGAUUGAAGCGGUUUGUUUGGGUCAGGGCUGGGCCGCGUGUGCCACAAGCACCCUUCUCCUCCGCCUUUUCACGAAUGGGGGAGUUCAGAAAGACAUCUUCAGCCUCCCUGGCCCUGUGGUGUCCAUGGCGGGACACGGAGAGCAGUUGUUGGUGGCUUUUCACAAAGGUACUGGCUUUGAAGGAGAUCAGUGUCUUGGGGUGCAGCUGCUAGAGCUGGGAAGGAAGAAGAGGCAGCUUUUGCAUGGUGACCCACUUCCUCUUUCCAGGAAAUCCUAUCUCACAUGGCUAGGAUUCUCAGCAGAAGGUACCCCUUGUUACGCGGAUUCAGAGGGCGUCGUGCGCAUGCUGAACCGAGGACUUGGUAAUACCUGGACCCCAGUCUGUGACACAAGGGAGCACUGUAAAGGGAAGUCAGAUCACUACUGGAUUGUGGGCAUUCAUGAAAACCCACAGCAGCUCAGAUGCAUCCCUUGUAAAGGAGCCCGUUUCCCCCCUACGCUUCCCCGUCCUGCAGUAGCAGUGCUGCCAUUCAAGCUUCCUUUUUGUCAGACAGCAACAGAUAAGGGCCAGAUGGAGGAGCAAUUUUGGCGCUCUGUCUUGUUUCACCGCUACCUGGACUACUUAUCCCAAAAUGGAUAUGAACACGAUGAAAGUGUGAAAAGCCAGGCAACCCAAGAACAGCAGAAUCUCUUGAUGAAAAUGUUUGCACUUUCCUGUACCCUAGAACGCGAGUUUCGCUGCAUGGAGCUUGCUGAGCUUAUGACUCAGAAUGCCAGGAGCUUAGCUAUCAAGUACGCCUCUCGCUCUCGAAGGCUGAAUCUCGCCCAGCGGCUCAGUGAACUGGCAGCAGAGAGAGCAGCAGAGUUGGCAGCUGCUGAAGAGCACGGCAUGCAAGAGGAGGAGGAGGAGGAGGAUUUCCGAAACCAUCUGAACGCUGGUUACAGUAGCACCCCCACAGAAUGGGGUCAGGCCCAGAUCAGAAACCUUCAACGUCAGCAAAGUGUGGAGACCCACGAGGAAGAGAAGGAGGAGGAGGAGGAGGAGGAAGGCACAUCUGAAGUGACAAAACCUAUAACCAAAGCUGCAGUUGUGUCCAGCAGUCAAAAGCGAGUCAAUCCCUUCAAGGUAUCCAGUAGCCAAAAGGAUCAACUGGUUCAACUGGCUAAUAUCAUAGACAACAUUACCAAACAGGGCAAGAAAAAUUCCAUGCCAAACAGCCGAGUUGCUCCAAACAAGAAGAGUCCAGUUAUAAAACCACUGGUUCCUAAGCCGAAGUCAAAGCAGGCUGCAGCAGCUGCAUUUUUCCAACCCCGAACACCUAGUACUGAAAAGAAGAACUUGGAGGAGAGAGGAGGGAGAGCUGAAGCACCCCCACCUGAACCACCUCAGACUCUGACUGAGAGCAGUGACAAUAAAAGGCCAAAGACCGGAUUCCAGAUGUGGCUAGAAGAGAACAGAAGCUGCAUUGGGGCAGAUAAUCCUCAUUUUGAAGAAACAGAGAUAAUAAAAGAAGGCAUGAGUCGAUUCAGAAACCUGUCUGCUGAAGAGAGGAUGGUUUGGACCGAAAAAGCCAAAGGAAAAGAAGCUGGCGAUUCCUCGGAAGCGAAAAAGCGGAAGCGCUUGGAAGGUCUUAACAGUGAUGGGCAAGAAAGCCAAGGGAAAAAAUCAAAGGAGGACACAAGCUCGGUCACAAAACCCAGUUCCAUUGAACAGUCUGCCAUCGCAAAGCUAUCAGCAUUUGCCUUCAAGCAGAGAUAAACCAGCCUGUGCUCUCCUAAAGGGUACCUUGUGGGCUAACUUUAACCUGUUGUUUGAACCAGCCUCCAAACAGGUGUUGCCCUUUUUUAUGUUGUGCCACACAUUUAGU
Molecule: messenger RNA, 3472 nt
Organism: Lacerta agilis (Sand lizard)
Lineage: Eukaryota; Metazoa; Chordata; Lepidosauria; Squamata; Lacertidae
Gene: WDHD1
Product: WD repeat and HMG-box DNA binding protein 1
Exons: 24
Coding region: 10-3363 (1117 amino acids)
Biological process (GO): mitotic cell cycle; DNA repair; DNA-templated DNA replication
Cellular component (GO): nuclear replication fork
Molecular function (GO): chromatin binding; protein binding
Source: RefSeq, a predicted model, not a curated record